Messenger RNA from Scheffersomyces amazonensis, 3447 nucleotides. RefSeq names its product Hyphally regulated cell wall protein N-terminal-domain-containing protein. The transcript is spliced from 4 exons. The record is from RefSeq and is a predicted model, not a curated record. Bases 1 to 3447 code for a protein of 1148 amino acids. Lineage: Eukaryota; Fungi; Ascomycota; Pichiomycetes; Serinales; Debaryomycetaceae.
AUGAGAGGGCUUAGCUUAGUUGUGACUGUACUACUACAGUUAACUUUAGUAUUUACCGCAGAGGUCAGUCAAGACACUGUCGAUUACGGUCUCAUUGAUUUUUCUAUUGGAGCCACCACAAUAGAUCCAAAUGUCUAUUGGUCUAUCAUCAACAAUCAGGUUACUGACUUGAAUGGUAACGUUCAGGUCGAUAAUGGCGGGGGAUUAUAUGUCACCAGUAUUUCUAACUUAAUUGGUUUAAAUGUUAAUUUAAAUGGUAACGUCCUUAAUAAUGGUACCAUUUCCUUCAACUCAGUAGGAUCAAUUCUUCCAAGUAAUUAUGUUGUAACCACGGGUAUCGCAGGAGCAUUGGGAACCUUUGUUAACAAUGGUGAAUUUGUCAUGGCUUCUAGUGGAGCUCUUGGUUAUGGUUAUAUGACAAUUAGUACAGGAACUUUAACUAAUAACGGUUUGAUGAUUUUCUACGAUACUCAGAAUGCCGGUGGUCAAGUUGUUCUUGGAGGACCAAAUAUUGGUAGCGGUAUGACCAAUAAUGGUCAAAUUUGUUUGUAUAAUGAACUUUAUCAACAACAAUCCGGUAUUGCGGGAACUGGUUGUAUCACCAUGCAAGCCAACUCCACUACAUAUCUUCAUGAUCCUUUAGCAUCUUUCUCUGGUCAAACCUUCUACUUAGCUGAUAGUGCUUCGAGUAUUAUUUCUUCGCCUACUGGUAAUAUCAUUUACAGUGGUAAUCCAGUAACUGUAGCUGGAUACGGUAAUGGGAAUAUGGUUGCAUUGGAUGUUACAUUGAAUCCACUUAAUCCAUAUUCAUACAGUACAAGUACAGGGAUUUUAACACUUAACAGUAUAACUUUAGGGCUGCAAGAAUUUGAUAUCGGUAAAGGCUAUAACAGUCAAGAUUUUGCUGUAACAACGGAUUGGGACGCUGUUUCUGAUUUAGCUAUUGCUCCGCUUAAUGCUGUCACAUAUACCGGACCUGUGCCGAACCCCACCAAACCUAGUAUCUGUGCCUUAUGUGAUAUUCUUCCCAGCAUACCUGGUAUCAAUGGUACCGAGUACACCACCAGUACAAUUGUAACCGAAAGUGGAACGGUUUGUACUGAUAUUGAAGAAAUCAUCGUCACCACCGAUACCAACGGAGAAUUUUAUAAUUCCACAAUCCUAUUAACUGCAGAAUGUUCAAUUCCACCAUAUACACUUUAUACCACCACAUUCACCACCACCGAAUCUGAUGGAUUUAUAGAAACAGAUUCCGGAAUAGUACUGGUUACCACCAAUUCUCAAGGACUGUUAUAUACAUCAACAUCAUUAUUUCCAACACCAAGUGAUCCAUUUACUUCGUACACCACUACAUUCACCACCACCGAAUCCGAUGGAUUUGUUGCUACUGAUUCCGGUAUUGUUGUUGUCACUGGAUAUUCCGACGGAAGCAUCUACACAACGACUUCUGGUUAUUAUAAUAAUUCGAUAUCAGUUUCGGCGUUUUCUCUGUCUGUCGGAAUAAUCAGUUCUGAUUAUUUCACUGAAUACACCACCACUUUCACCACCACCAACUCGGACGGUUCUGUUUCAACUGAUACUGGAGUAGUGAUUGCCACCACCAACUCAUCCGGCGGUGAAUACACCACCACUUCUAUUAUUUCGGGAUCCACAACUAGUGCUUCUUCAUCCGAUUCUUUCACUGAAUACACCACCACUUUCACCACCACCAACUCGGAUGGUUCUGUUUCAACUGAUACUGGAGUAGUGAUUGCCACCACCAACUCAUCCGGCGGUGAAUACACCACUACUUCUAUUAUUUCGGGAUCUACAACUAGCGCUUCUUCAUCCGAUUAUUUCACUGAAUACACCACCACUUUCACCACCACCAACUCGGAUGGUUCUGUUUCAACUGAUACUGGAGUAGUGAUUGCCACCACCAACUCAUCCGGCGGUGAAUACACCACUACUUCUAUUAUUUCGGGAUCCACAACUAGUGCUUCUUCAUCCGAUUAUUUCACUGAAUAUACCACCACUUUCACCACCACCAACUCGGACGGUUCUGUUUCAACUGAUACUGGAGUAGUGAUUGCCACCACCAACUCAUCCGGCGGUGAAUACACCACUACUUCUAUUAUUUCGGGAUCCACAACUAGUGCUUCUUCAUCCGAUUAUUUCACUGAAUAUACCACCACUUUCACCACCACCAACUCGGACGGUUCUGUUUCAACUGAUACUGGAGUAGUGAUUGCCACCACCAACUCAUCCGGCGGUGAAUACACCACUACUUCUAUUAUUUCGGGAUCCACAACUAGUGCUUCUUCAUCCGAUUAUUUCACUGAAUAUACCACCACUUUCACCACCACCAACUCGGAUGGUUCUGUUUCAACUGAUACUGGAGUAGUGAUUGCCACCACCAACUCAUCCGGCGGUGAAUAUACUACCACUUCUAUUAUAUUUGGAUCGACUUCUUCAGCUGCAUCAUAUUCUACAAGUAUUGCGGCGGUUGCAUCAGAUUCAUUGACAGAAUACACCACCACUUUCACCACCACCAACUCGGACGGUUCUGUUUCAACUGAUACUGGAGUAGUGAUUGCCACCACCAACUCAUCCGGCGAUGGUUCUGGCUGUACGACAUUCACAGAGUAUACUACUACUUUUACUACAACGGAAUCCAACGGAUCUGUCGAGACCGAUACUGGAAUUGUCAUUGUUACUACCAAUUCGGAAGGUAGCUUAUACACAACUACAUCUAUCUUGAGUGAAACUGAAUACACUACUACAUUCACUACGACAGAAUCCAAUGGAUCUGUGGAGACCGAUACUGGCAUUGUUAUUGUUACUACCAAUUCCGAAGGUAGCUUGUACACUACUACUUCGAUCUUGAGUAGUGGAAUUAUUUCAGUAUAUACCACUACAGUUACCACCACUGAUACUGUUGGGGUUCCAUGUACACAAACUGGUGUUGUUGUAGUCAGUACAGAUACCGCAGGUAGUACCUAUACUACUACUUCUGUUUUAACAGAAACUGUCACGGAACCAUGUGAAACUACUACUUUUGCUACUACAUUACCUAAUGAUACCGUGGGUGUCCCAUGUACAAAGACAGCAGCAGUGAUCGUAAGUAGUGGCAGCGAAGGAGAGGUCUAUACCAGUACUUCAGUUAUUGAAACUGUUGGUGCAGAAAGUACUGGUGAUGCUGAAGCUGUUACUAGUGCUGGUAAUGCAAAUCAAUCAGCAAACGAAGUUACUGCCACUCUGAGUGUUGCUACUACUGAGACCCAAAAUACAAUAGUUAGUGGCGUAAGCUCUUCUGUUGCUACGGUCGCUUCUGCUGUUACAUCUUCUACAUCUCCUUCAUCAUCUCCAUCAAUUAUUCCAGAGAGUUCAGGAGCAUCUGUAUCUGUCAGAAAGAUCAUGUUACUCGUUCCUAUUUUGGCUACUUUUUUGGGUGCAUUGCUCAAUUGA